AUGGAAAUGGACAGAAAUAUAGAAAUUUAUGUGAAUGGUUCUGGUGAGCGUAUUAACGUCAACAUGGACUUUAAAAGGUUUUUAUUUUUAUUUUCUUCUUGCUCUUAUCAUUCCAUCCUCGAUUCUUCUGCUUAUGAAAUUAAAAUUUGUGAUGACAAUUCACUGCUUAGUGUUCGUUUCUACUUCAACUUUGUGUCGGAACUUAAAGAACAUUCGCAAAAGGAAAGCGACAAUUGUAAUGAUAAAACAUUAAGUGCUUUUGAGUUGAAGACAUUUGAGAGAAAAAGAAAUUUUCUUCAAUUCACUUGGAUAUCAAUGGAUGGCAAAAGAAAAAAGAGAGAAACGAUCCAUCCAUCCAUCCUUUUGCAUCUAAAUAUGGAUGGAUUGAAAUCAAAUCCACGUUUUGAAGCUUUAACAGCCCCACGAUUCGCUUUAGCAUAA
Clunio marinus is the source of this 441-nucleotide messenger RNA. NCBI's taxonomy places the organism in Eukaryota, Metazoa, Arthropoda, Insecta, Diptera, Chironomidae. The record is from the annotation of a GenBank genome assembly.